AUUUUUUCCGUUUCGAUCGAAAUAGGAGCAUAUAGACAAAACGAAACAGAAUGUCACUUUGAAACAGUUAGUUCAUCAAGCUAACCGAUUUGAUUUUUGUCUUAAAAACUACACAGUUUUAAUAAUUUAAAUUAAAAUGAAACUAUUCUGUGUAUUUAUAUCAUUGUUGUUUAUAAUUGUUUCGGCAUACGAUCUAAUGGACUAUAAGAGGGAUGUUUUCAUUGCAAACCUACUCAUCCAGAAAGCUAGUGAAAUUAAAUAUCAAAAUAGAAAUGGACUGGAGUAUCUCAUUGAAAUCAUUGUUUAUGACGAUAAAUAUUUGAUGGACACAAUGAAUUUAAUGCUCACUAUACCGGAAUUUGCAGCAACUGACAAAAUAUAUGAAUGUGUGCUAGUUCAGAGAAAAUUGCAAUCAGAAAUAACAGUUGAAUUAUUUAUUCCUAUACCUGAAGUUCAAGAUAAAUUUGUUCAAAUAUUAAAAUUGAGUGAUCUUGGAAAAAAGAGAAGAACAUUUUCUAAAGCAGCUUUAAAGAAUUUAAUCAUCCGUGCACUAGAUGGAAACAAACCAGAUGUCUCUUUAGUGCAGCUGUGUACCUAUAUUGGAUUGUGGACGAGUACAAAAAUACCAAGCCACUAUAUAAAAGAUGUUUCAAUAGACGGCGAGAAUGGUGUUUGCAUUUUACUAGAUAAAGAUAACUGCGUUAAAAAAUACAGAUCCUUUGAUGGCAUAUAUUAUCAAGUAGACGUCGAUGACAUUGACCAUCGUAUAGUAAAACUUCAAGAACAGUUAUAAUAAUUUAGAUCUAGGUUCAAAAUUAUGGCUCAUCGUAAUUUAUACCAAUAUUAACUAUUAUUU
Molecule: messenger RNA, 856 nt
Organism: Adelges cooleyi (spruce gall adelgid)
Lineage: Eukaryota; Metazoa; Arthropoda; Insecta; Hemiptera; Adelgidae
Exons: 11
Coding region: 137-793 (218 amino acids)
Source: RefSeq, a predicted model, not a curated record